Molecule: messenger RNA, 2299 nt
Organism: Aspergillus heteromorphus CBS 117.55
Lineage: Eukaryota; Fungi; Ascomycota; Eurotiomycetes; Eurotiales; Aspergillaceae
Exons: 1
Coding region: 140-2215 (691 amino acids)
Source: RefSeq, a predicted model, not a curated record
CCGGGUACUGUCGCAUACCUCGCAUCACGCGGAGCCCACCCUUCUACUCUUCUGACUUCACAACUCGCAUGGCAUGUUUCGGCUGCUCCCUUGGUCCUCUGCAAUCGGGGGAAAUAAGGUGAUGGCCGAGGAGCUCAAAAUGCUCGCGACCUCGCCGCACUGCACUGCGCCCGGCGUCAGUGGCCUGCCGCUGCCUCAGCUGAAGCGCAAGCGCUCUGACUCUAGCGAUCCGGCCUCCGAUCGCGAUGCUCCGGUCGCAACCAAGCUACGCGCGGACGAUGCACUGUCAAACCCCAUAGCUGUCCAGCAGAGCUCUCCGACCGUCAACAGCACGCCUGUGUCGCGCGACCCGGCCUGCGAUAAUCCAUCGCAUCCGUCGCAUCCAUCGCCACACGCCACAAAUACGAUCGCAUCCGACCCGCCUGCUACGAAUCGCGACGUCAGCGCCCGCAAAGUAGACGCGGAUACACUGCGUGAGACGUUGGAGGCACAGCUGAGCCUGGAGGUGUUGUUGAAGCACAACGAACUGCGACUGAUCGACCAGGAGAUCGCCAAAUGUCAAGUCGCUUUGGAACAGCUACGUCGGUGCGCCGAAAUCCCAUAUCCCGGCUCAAGCGUGGCGGGCCACUCGCAGUCCGUCAGCAACGGGACGGGUCUGGCGGUAUGGGCUCCUGAAAAUGGACCUGCGCCGCAGUCGCCCGCGCCCUGGGGGGUCAUGGAUGGGCCUUACUCGCGUCACUAUUCUAGGUGGCUACUUCCCGACCCGCGUUUCGACGGAGGAGAGCUCGAUCCCGAGACCCCUCUGGCUGGAAUCCCUAUGGAGGGCCGUGCGACGCGCGGCAGUUUGGGGGAUCUGGGCUACUUGGCUGGCAAGACCCGACCCUCGCGGGGCUCAGGCGGCAUGAAACUCCAGGCUCUGCCCAAUGGCUACCCGGCAGCGAAGGAGAAGGUCGGGCCCAUGUGCAUUCGACGAAAGUCGGAUAACGUGAUGGUGAAGUUGGUCUGCCUCGACUGCCGGCGGGACAACUUCUCCAGCACCCAGGGCUUCAUCAACCACUGUCGCAUUGCGCAUACCCGGAACUUUGCUAGCCAUGAGGCCGCUGCGGUGGCGUCGGGCGAGCCGGUCGAAGUCGACGAGGCUGGUGCCGUCGUGGGGGGCAAGCCUGAGACAUCUAGCGCGGCCACGGCCGGCUUCGUGCACCCGCUGAUCCGGUCUGCCCAUGUGAUGGAGCCGUCCUCAGCGUCUGCGUCUGAGGCUACGGGCGACAGUGCGACUCCCCGCAAGCGAUCUUGCCCGAGCCGACGGGCAUCGUCCGGGGUGGAAACUCCUCGGGGAUCAGCCCGUCGUCCGCCUGGGAAACGCGCCACGCCCGCCACUGGGACUGGGACUCCAAGUGACUCAUUCCUGGGCUCUCCAGCCACUCCCCACCUCUCGUCUCUGAUGCAGUCCCGGGGCGUCGGGCUGGACCUGGAUCGGUUGGUGGGCGAGGCGAAGACGGCGGUGGAUCUUGGCGACUACUCGUCCGACGAGGGCGAGUCAGAUUCCGGGUCUGUGCCACCUCCGACGGAGAUGAGUCACGAGCAGACGACGCCGCUGGGUGUCCGUGCCGGCAGGCAACCGAUGCGGACGACUGCCUCGCAAGCGACCGCCCAGCGACCCGGCAGCCGCAAGGGGCUCGAUCAGACAGGUCACACCCCCUUCCCCCUCGAGAGUUUGACGCCCACGAAGCCGGCGCCUUACGAAUCCCCGUAUCUGCCCGUGGCGUGUUCAUCGCGGUCGACGCAGAUCGAUGAGCUGCGGGGGGUUGAUUCGGUGCCGUCGAUCAGCCCAAACGCGGUGGAGUCGAACCAAGCGCCGAGUCUCGUCAGCGACGACGAUGACUAUGAGGCGGCAUCGGAUUCGGAGAGCCCGGGGCCGAGCUCGUCGGAGGCGGGCGACCCGGAGGACUUUGGGCACAUCGAUGUAGAAGACGAUGAGGACAGCACGACGUCGACGGCGGCGCCCGAGGCGAAGCCGGACAUGGGAAUGGCGAGCGCCGCGACGCCCCGACCGCCGCUGUCGAAGCCGCUGCGGCGCAGCACGAAGAAGAAAGACCGAGUGAUGUCGGCGCCGGUCGUUCCACUGAGCCGUACCCGCGACGAGAAGCGCGUGAGCUUCGUGAGCCCGGACGCGAGCCCAGCGACGAGCAAGAAGGACAGCCCGCGAGGACGAUAAACGCGAUAGACUUGCCUGCCUUGCCUUGCCUGCUUUUCUGUGGGGAGGGGCGGGACACUUUCGGCCGUUGUAAUUGUGACGGUG